UUACAAAGUGAGUGAUGGUUAGAAUUAGAAGAAGGAAAUCUUUGGACUGCUCACUCCAAGUCUUUUAUUAAUUUUCGUGUAAAUAUUAUAAUAGAUGUUUAGAUUUAAGUACUUAAAUGUGAUACGUGAACAAUUUUAUUCGUUACAAUGUCCAAUAGUUCAAUUGACGAGAAAUUGAAAGGUUUGCAAGAACGAUUUCAAAAUGAAAUGCGUACGCGGGGAGAUGGUGGUUUACAGAACCAAGGUGGUCUCGGAACACCUAAGUCUGGAGGCCGGAAGUUUAGACCCCUAUUCAAUAGAGACAUACCACUACCACCGAGAUCACCUCAGGCAACUGAAACGGAAUUUCGUAUGCGGGAAGUUUACAAGGUGAGUGGAAAGUUAAAUGUGGGUGGUGUAGAGUACCGCUCCAGUAUAGAUGAAUUGCAACAUAUGGGCGAGCUGGGAAGUGGUACCUGCGGACAUGUUGUCAAGAUGCUGCACAAACCUUCUGGAGCAGUCAUUGCUGUUAAGCAAAUGCGGCGCUCUGGUAAUUCGGAGGAAACCAAAAGGAUUUUAAUGGAUUUAGAUGUGGUGGUUCGGUCUCACGAUUGUCCAUUCAUCGUUCGCUGCCUGGGUUGCUUUGUUACGGACGCGGAUGUAUGGAUUUGUAUGGAACUGAUGGCGUCAUGCUUCGAUAAGCUACUCAAACGGCUCGGCGCACCAAUACCGGAGGCUAUACUUGGCAAAGUUACUGUUGCGACGGUGAAGGCGUUAUCAUACCUGAAGGAGAGUCAUGGUGUGAUACACCGUGAUGUGAAGCCGAGUAACAUCCUGUUAGAUGAGCGUGGUAACGUGAAGUUGUGUGACUUCGGCAUUAGCGGACGUCUAGUCGACUCGAAGGCUAAAACGAGGAGCGCCGGGUGCGCUGCGUAUAUGGCUCCUGAGAGAAUAGACCCGCCGGACCCCAGUAGACCGGACUAUGAUAUUCGAGCAGACGUGUGGUCUCUCGGUAUAUCGCUAGUGGAGCUCGCCACCGGCGUCUUUCCAUAUAGAAACUGCCAAAAUGACUUUGAAGUUCUUACAAGGGUAAUAGCAGACGAUCCACCUCAAUUGCCAGAUACGAGUGAUUUCACGUCAGAAUUCAAAUCUUUUGUAUCUCAAUGGACGUUGCCCAAGAGCGGCGCCCCUCCCUCGCCAGCCUCGCCCAACGGGCACUCCAGCCCCCCCACUCCGCAGCCCGUGAGGAACUUCGUCACCAGCGCACACCACUGGUCACCAGAACAAGUCACACCUACACCUGGACGUGCGAGGUGGGCGUCCCCGUCGCACGCGGGCGGCAGCAGUUCGCAGCCGGCCAGUCUGGAAGCUGACUUCUCUAACCAUUCGCCGUAUCCUAGACGCAGGACGAUAGAGGCGUGCGCGUCGCCGCCGCCGCCACCCGUGCGCAGAGUUUCCGCUGAGAACCGCUGGAGGGCGUCACCAGCUAGUUCGGGCAACACAAGUCCUAUAGUGCUGCAGAGGUUCUACCAUCAGAGCCAACAGAGGAGGUCCAGGGUCGACCUGCAUUCAACCCCUAGGCAUAGGAGCUUAAGCAGAGAACACAGUACGGGAAGAUCUCCGGAGCCCCCGCCGAGGACUAACAGGCAUCAUAUGUUGGGACACGACGCGAACGGCAGCUCGGAAUUGGAACCGCCUCCGCUGCAUGAGCGGUUACAUCCCCCCUCCCCGCUGCUGCUUAGUGACAGGUUAUCAGAAGGGCGUAGUCAGAGUCUGACGCGCGCGGAACUACGCAACGGGUAUCGGUCUGAAGUCGCAGCUCCGAAACAUCACGACGACCAAGAUGGGGUACGAGUGAGAGCUGGAGCGUUCCCGCGUCUCCCCUCCCGCCGCGGUCAGCGCCCCCGCGCCCCGCCGACUAGCGCGCCCUCGCCGAGCCCGCUGGCGCAGGGCUGCCUGCUGCGCCCGGGGACCCGCCCCGUCUGGUGCACCAGCCAGGCGACAGCGCCGCGCCCAGCGUGGGCCGAGCCACGUCCCCUAACGCGCCGUGACACACAGACCGUGCACUCUUAGAACACGUAUAAAGUUAGCUGACACACGGUCAAGCACAGAAUAUAUUCAAAUCAAAUUACGCCACGCUCUGUUACGCUUGGUUCACACUUAGCCAGUACAGUUGGACAGUCAGUACAGCUUAGAACUCAUUGUGUGUGUUAACUGGCAUCAGUUAGAUCUCACACUGCUAUAUAUAUGGCAGUCCAGUUCUUGAUCGCUACUGUCCGACUGUACUGGCUAAGUGAACCAGGCAUUAUGUUUGUGGGUAAUAGCUUUACUUGGACAGCUGAUCGUGUAUCGGUUACCUGUAUAGUCGAAUUCAAUAGAAUUUAGAAAUUAUUUCAUUUUUGUAACACCAAUUUAAAUACUGAAAUGUUCUAAAAUCCAUAGACAAUAUACAUUGUCAGCCAAAGACAAUAUCUGUUUUCUAUUGAAUUCGACCACAGAGUGUGAUGACAUCACAAGUUUGCUUAUAUUGUACCAAUGUUUUGGAUGUUUUCACUUGGCUUGUACAGCUUUUAAUACACCUUAUUUGGUCAUUAACAAAUUUAAAAAAAAUCUUCAAAGCUUCUCGCAUUAUUUGUAAGGUUUCAAAUAAAUAAUAUUUUUGAAAUAACAUAGAACUACUAUUUGUGAUAAAUUGUCAUAAAGCUAAGUGAAAACAUAGCUUAAUGUUUAAGACCAAUAUAUUUUAUGGCUGUAAUAUGAAUAUAGCGUUCGGGUUUACAUUUGAAGGAGCAGUCAGUAUUUAGAUCGGCUUGCUAGUGUUGUGACUACGACUGAAGUAUUUACUGUUCGGGCUUAAAUAUUUUAAAGAUAUAAGAUUUCGACAAACCAAUUGUCCUUUCAAUUAUCAACCAUUUUUCACAUCUGUUAACUUCUAUUACUCUUUAUCUGUGGAGAAAGCAACUGUCAAACUUCUAUUACUCUUUGCCUUUGAAGAAAAAAACAAUUGUCUAUGGUCGUCGAAAUCUUUUAUAUCUGUCAAUUGUUGUAAAAUGUAUUAUAAUAUUUUUUAAAUGCGAAUGUUUAAGAUUGUGUGAGAUGACCCUGGAGUUCAAUUUAGCAUACAGCACCGUGUUGAAUUUGUGAUCGGUUUGGUGUUUGUGAAAUAUUUUUAAAAUAUAUACCUAAGUGCAAUUCACAAAUAGCGUCAUAUUAAGCUAAAAACACCAAAAAGUUCAAGACAAUUAAUGUAAAUAUAUUGAUAAGUUUCGCUUGUAUUUUUUAAAGAGAUUUGAUUUAAAGGAAAGAGUAAUGAGAUUGAGAGGUGACCGAAGAAUGUAUGAAUUGAAUGAACUGUAUGAAAGAAUUAGAAGUGAAUGAAAUCGGAUGAUACUGAUAGAGAUGUAUGAAAGAGCAGGACAUACUGUCUAACCUUUGGAGGGAAAAGGACAGGCUGAGAUUGAACUAUUGUUAGUUGGACGAGCGACUUUGGAUCUUAUGUACAUUAGUGUAGAGUAUAAUUUCGUUAAACAUCGUUGCUUGUUAACGGAUUCACAGUUUGUCUUUUUCUGCUAAUUUCAGUACUAAAAGGACAAUAAAUAGAUUUGAAUUCGAAAACUGUUGAGAAAAGAAAAAUCAUGAGAAAAUUCCUAUUUAUAAUUUAUAGUGCAAAUAUUUUGAUGUAAAUAUCUUGUAUAUUUUAAGGGACGUCUGAAAUGCAAUAAAUAUGAUCAUUUUUCUAUACAAUUGUAACAAUGCGGCUUGUCUAUGGACGGAAAACGCAGUUUUUGGCAAAAAAUUACUGGUUACAUUUUAUUUUUCGACCAAAUGUAUAGAAUAGUUCUUUUUUCUAAGAUUUUCUAUCUUUACGGCAAGUGCAAUCGGAAAUGCGUUUUGAUAUUUUUUGCGUUUUUAUUUUAAUCUUUGAUGAUCGUAAAACGCAAAAAAUGUCUUCAAAGGUGCUGUUUUGUAAAUAUUUUUAGUUUCGUUAAGUCAUAAAACUCAAUGUCACAUGUAACAGGUUAAAUAAGUUUUUAUCAUUUUGUAAUAUUUUGUAUAGAUUAUUUUAUGAAAUCGUUUUUUUUAUUGCGAAAUUU
Papilio polytes (common Mormon) is the source of this 4073-nucleotide messenger RNA. RefSeq names its product dual specificity mitogen-activated protein kinase kinase 7-like (gene hep). Bases 148 to 2052 code for a protein of 634 amino acids. Gene Ontology annotation, molecular function: ATP binding; protein kinase activity. Gene Ontology annotation, biological process: protein phosphorylation. The transcript has 15 exons. Lineage: Eukaryota; Metazoa; Arthropoda; Insecta; Lepidoptera; Papilionidae. The record is from RefSeq and is a predicted model, not a curated record.